CUGACACAAGAUAGCCGGCGCCAAGUAUGCGCAGCCAUUGAAGUAACGGGUAUCGGAGCGGAUGUCGGCGCGGCUAUCGGCGGUGCCCCGAGGUCCCCCGUCCCUGGCCCCGUACCGCCGGGACGGUUAUGCUAUGUUGGAUUGUGGGUCCCCGUAAUGCCGGCAACGGGUUUAAACACGCGGCUACAUCACCGGCUUCAUGCUGGUUCACAACUGGAUCUCCCCUAAACAUCGCCAAGUGCUCAGAAGUUAAGAUGAGAAGACUUCCGCUACAAAGUUGUCUCGGGGCUACAGAGCUGCCCACUACCCCCGCCCGUGUCUCUAGCCUAGAGCUGCAGACUCUGUCCAGAGCCGGGCAAAACCGCGCCCCCCAUCAACAGUUAUAUAGUCGAAACCCAGUGUCUCGCGUCAACCCUCGACGCACAGCAUUACCCACCAUGCUUCCUACCCUCAACCCCGUCAGAACUCCCGUCCGUAGGACAUACACCACCGCCAGCACAGCAGGACCAGCAACCGCUUCCCCGGAACCCGUCAUCCACCCACUAUUCGAACCACAAACCUCCACAUGGCAGUACGUCGUCGCCGACCCAACGACACAGACAGCAGCCAUCAUCGACCCGGUCCUCGACUAUGACAAGUGCACGUGCACGGUAACCACACGCGCCGCCGACGCCCUUCUCUCGUUAGUCCGAUCCCAGGGCUUCACCAUCUCCCACAUCCUUGAGACCCACGCGCAUGCAGACCACCUGACGGCCGCGUUCUACCUGCAGAAGCGGCUUGCGGCUGCUCAGGACGGGAAGAGGCCCGUGGUGGGGAUUGGGAAGAGGAUUGGGCGGGUGCAGAGUCUCUUUGGCCAGCGGUAUGAGGUUGCCAGUGAGGAGUACGACGGGGUGUUUGACGUGCUGUUUGAGGAUGACGAGGUCUUUGAGAUUGGGCGCAUGGAGGCGACGGCGAUGCAUCUGCCGGGCCACACGCCGGAUCAUAUGGGGUAUCGGAUCGGAGAUAAUGUCUUCUGCGGCGAUUCGCUGUUUCAUCCCACGCUCGGUACCGCACGGUGCGACUUCCCCGGUGGCAGCGCACAGGCUUUGUAUCGAUCUGCGAGGAAGCUGCUGGCUCUGCCGGGCCAUGUCAGGAUCUGGACGGGGCAUGAUUACCCUGGAGAGGGGGAGAGAGAGGCCGAAUCGUGGACAAGUGUGGCGGAACACAGGGCGAGGAAUAAGCUCGUCCGCGACGGAGUCAGUGAGCAAGAGUUUGUGGAGAGGAGAAACGAAAGGGAUAGCCAGCUCUCGGCCCCGAGGCUUCUGCAUGAAAGCUUGCAGGUCAAUAUCCGCGCUGGGCAGUUGCCCAGGUCCGACAAUGCCGGGAUGAGGGCGUUCAAGUUGCCGAUCGUGGUGCAAGCUGAGGGUUUGUAGCGGAAUUGGCCUGGCGACGCCUCAUGUACGAUAUUUGUGCAAUCGUGGGAUAACAAUGCUUCUGAACGGUACUAGUCUCAACGUAGCGCAGGACUAAGACAGGAAGGUAGCAGGUUCAGGAGUCGGGGAACAAACGUAACACUGGCUACUCAACUAUUUCUGGCAGAUAAAAGUUGUGCUUU
Chaetomium strumarium is the source of this 1594-nucleotide messenger RNA. RefSeq names its product beta-lactamase-like protein. Gene Ontology annotation, biological process: hydrogen sulfide metabolic process; glutathione metabolic process. NCBI's taxonomy places the organism in Eukaryota, Fungi, Ascomycota, Sordariomycetes, Sordariales, Chaetomiaceae. The record is from RefSeq and is a predicted model, not a curated record. Bases 129 to 1412 code for a protein of 427 amino acids. Gene Ontology annotation, molecular function: sulfur dioxygenase activity. The transcript is spliced from 3 exons.